UUUUAUUUUGAAAUGUUUAAACGCCACGAAUCACGAUUUCAGUUACGGAUUUGGCGACAUGCUAUAACAUAUUCUUUGCUUUUGCUUGUUAGUCCGCUUUAAAAUGUAUUUACGAGCACAUUUUAACUACAAUUAAACUUAUGUUUUUGUUAAAAGUGUAAACUAGUCGAGUAUAUCUAACGAAGAGUUCCUGCGUUUGAAAAUGUCAGCGGCUGGCUUCACAUUUGUUGUGCUGUGAUGUAAACAUGGACAGGCCGGACACUACAUUCAGUCUGGCUUAUGCAGUAUUCACUCUCUGCUUUAUAUUUACACCCAAUGAGUUUCGUUCGGCAGGUUUUACUGUGCAGCAUAUGUUUGCGGGAUGGCUGGGCAGUGAAGACAUCUGCUUCAUUCAACACCACAUUAAAAGAACAACACUAACCCUGCUCGUGCAUUGCUUCCUGCCUCUAGGUUACUACAUAGGAAUGUGUUUCGCUGCUCCCGAACAAAAUCUUUUAUACAUCCAUCUUGCAAGUCAAGGAUGGCAAAUCUACUUGAGCGUUUCAUUGGCCAUUCAGCUUUUGAGUUGUGCACUGGCUUUCUAUUGGUCCAGACACGGCUGGGCCAAUCAUCCGAUAUGCAAAGCUCUGAGCGUGCAUGCCUUACCACAUUCUAGCUGGAGGGCUGUGGCUUCUUCCAUUAACAUCGAAUUUCGCCGCAUUGACAAAUUUGCUUCAGGUUCCCCUAGCGCAAGGGUGAUCGUCACCGAUACCUGGGUGAUGAAGGUCUCAACAUACCACUUGCAUGUCGCUUUGCAUCAGGACUGUCAUUUGACUGUGACAGAUUCCAAACAUCACAGCCUGUCACCUGAUUUAAACACACCUGUGCAGAUUGUCACCAUCACCGUUGCCAGUAUCAAUCCCAGAGUCAAGUCUUUUGACAUCAGGUUGAAAUCUACUGAAUAUGUUGAGCUACAAGAAAAGCUGCAUGCACCAAUCAGGAAUGCUGCCAAUGUAGUCAUCCAUCUGACAAUGAGUGAGCUGUUUCUGGAGACCUUUAAGACGUAUGUGAUGAUGAAUGAUGUUUACAGCUGCCCAAGUGGACAGGAACUUGAGGCAUGUAUUGGAUGUAUGCAAGUCAAUGCCAAUGUCAAACUUGUACGACUGUGCCAGGAAGACAGUGAAUGCCAGCAGUGUUACUGUCGUCCCAUGUGGUGUCUUACGUGUAUGGGUAAAUGGUUUGCUAGUCGACAGGACCAGCAGCAGCCAGAGACGUGGCUGAGCAGCAGGGUACCGUGUCCCACCUGCAGGGCCAAGUUCUGCAUUUUAGAUGUCUGUCCCAUAAUAUGAUUGAAUAUUAUAUUUGCUUCUCAUAUCUGCAUAUCUUUCAUCCUGGUAUUUCUGAGCAUUUGUACAUAAAGCACUUUAAGUGGAUUUCCAAGUAUGAGAUACGUGUUGACUCUACUUAUUUCAGUUAAACACAGCAAAUUUAAAACUACAUCAAACCUUUGUGCCUCUUAUGAUUAUGCAUUCUUAAGAAAAUAUAAUUUUAAACAUUAUUAAAGGUAUUACAGUUAUUAGAAAACUUAAGCAUACACCUCAAAAAUCAUACGUUCUCUCAAAUGUAAUAUUAUUUUCACGUGACUGUAUUUUGUUCAUCUACAAAAUUCUUUUCUGAUGGUUAAGUACUACAGUAUGGUUAAUUUCAUUAGAAUAUCUCAUUCCAGUAAUGGAAUUACAUAAAAGCUCAAAAGCCCAAAACAUUGGGAGAAGGAAAUGUCCAUUCAAAAAAAAUUCAAAUGGUCUCAAAAGCAGGCCUUUACACAAAAUAUAAUUACAUUAUCAUUUGCCUUUGUGUGUUUAUCAGAAUAAAUAUAACAAAAAAGUGUAGUUGUGCUAAACUCUUAUUUUAUCAAUCAGGCUGUGUUUAAACAGUUCAGUAUGUUUACAGAGAAACGUUUGAUACGCCUUACGCCACCACCAGGAUUCCUGCUGUCAUUAAAAGCCAUUUGGAUGUUUUUUAAGUCAAGUCAACUUGUUCCAUCUGACUAAGGAACCAAAUUUCAAAAUUUAACACAAACGUUUGAGUGGCUUGUGUUCGGCCAGCCUGAGCUCACGAGAAUUUGUAUAUAUUUUAUGAGUUGGCUAAUUAGUAUAAAUUAGUAUGAAGUGAAUUGUACAAAAACAUAUGAUUAUCUAAAAAAAACAAUAGCGAAACCCCAAUACUAAGUCAAAUGGACAAAAAGCAAGAAAUUUACAAAUGUGGUAAAUUGGGCACCUCGUAAAUAUGUACAAAUUGCCAUGAGAUAGCAUUGGUUUGGCAUAUUUGUUUAAAUUCAUGUUCUUUUGUUCUCUCUAGUGCUGCUUAAAAUUAUUUAUAUUAUCAUGUAUUUGAAGGUUCAUCCUUUAAAACAAUGCUUACAAUAUUCUGACAGCACUUUACAUUUCAAUUCUUAGCAUUUGAAAACUCUUAUUUUGCAUAAUUCUCUUAAACAACUUUAUUAAUAAUGAGAUUCACAAUUUAUUCGAUAAUUUAUGCACAUUUAAUUUUAAUUCAAUGCAUUAUUUCUUAUAAUUGAUGUGUUUUGGAGACUGUGUUUGUAAUUAUUUUUAACAUGAUGGUGUCUUAUGGAAAACUGUUUCUGAACUUUAAAAAUUCCUCAAUAAAAAAAGAGCAGAUUUAUAA
Messenger RNA from Paramisgurnus dabryanus, 2664 nucleotides. RefSeq names its product transmembrane protein 129, E3 ubiquitin protein ligase (gene tmem129). The record is from RefSeq and is a predicted model, not a curated record. Lineage: Eukaryota; Metazoa; Chordata; Actinopteri; Cypriniformes; Cobitidae. Gene Ontology annotation, biological process: protein ubiquitination. Gene Ontology annotation, molecular function: ubiquitin protein ligase activity. Gene Ontology annotation, cellular component: membrane; endoplasmic reticulum.